Ananas comosus (pineapple) is the source of this 679-nucleotide messenger RNA. Its product is annotated as mycosin-2-like. The transcript has 2 exons. Bases 38 to 502 code for a protein of 154 amino acids. NCBI's taxonomy places the organism in Eukaryota, Viridiplantae, Streptophyta, Magnoliopsida, Poales, Bromeliaceae. The record is from RefSeq and is a predicted model, not a curated record.
CUCUCCUCCACUCCCAUUACACCACAACACAUAACAAAUGGGAGAAACCCUAACCCUAACCCUAACCCUCCUCCUCGUCGUCCUCCUCCUCCCCCAUUCUCGAGCUGUUCCCAUGGCGAUCAUCGUCCCCGACCCCUCCUCCUCCUCAUCCUCCUCGCCGCCGCCGCUCGCCGCUCCGCCGCCCACCGCCGGCGGCGACCUCCCCGCCCUCCCUUCCGACCACCCCGCCUCCGCCGCCGCCGCGCCGAACUCCGUCGCCGUCGCCGGCGCAGCCGCGCCGGAGGGCGGCGGAGGGGUCCCGUUCAUCGGCAGCAACCCGGCAGUGCCGAUCCCGACGGGGGUCACGGAUUCGGCCACUAUCUUGCCGUUGCCGUCGCCGAGAGCCGGAGGAAAUCAGGUGGCAGGAUCAUCGGGGCCGUCGAUCAAAGAAGGAACGGCCACGAUGGUGUUGGGGGUGAUGCUAUUCUCUAUUGGUUUGGUGCUUGAGUGCUUCUUGUAUUAGGGGGCCUACAUUGUGAGUUUUUGAUGAUGGGUUUGGGCUCAGGGGCAUUUUUGUAAAAACGGAGUACUAGCUAGUGUAGUCUCUCGCUAUUGCCGAGUUUCACUUCUCACUCUCUAUUAAACUCGGCAAUUUGUCACAUAACCAUGCAUAUAGAAUUUCUAAGGCCUAAUUUUGAAA